CCCUCUGUGGGGGGAUUUCCCACCAGCCCACUUCCAAACAAGCUGACUGAGUCUGCACUGAGGGAUUAAACAUAAACAGGAGCGUUAAGAUCAGCACUGCAACACCAGAACAGAGCUAACAGCGUGAGUCUGAGUCCUUCCACACCACAGGUGCACAUCAGAGGCUACAGAGCGGAGAUAACAGUCACUUCAGCUGGAAGAGAUAACAAAGAGCUUCAUCGGGAUUGCAAGUUUGGACAGAAAGUCCAUUCUCAGACAAAAAUAUUCCCAAUAAGGAGAAGCGAAACCACAAGUCAAGAUGAAUCAGUUCUUCAUCCUUGUCAUCCUUGCAGCAGUCAGUGUGAACAUGGCUUAUUCACGCAGACGGUCACUAAAACAUCGGGACAUCGAUGAUGAGAUGUGUCAGUCUGGAGACGGGAGCAGUUACAGGGGAUAUGUUUCCAGUCCGAUGUACAGCCGCAAGUGCCUCAGCUGGAGCAGGGUUAAACAUUCCUGGGGAGCUUUGGAAGGAGUUGGCCCUCAUAAUUACUGCAGGAAUCCUGACCGGAGCUUGAUGCCGUGGUGCUUUGUCCGAAAAGGGAGGAGGAUUGUGAGAGAAUUCUGCAGUAUUCCCAGAUGUUCUACAGAAACAAUAAAACUUCCAACAGCUGUUGAUACAGAGCUGACAUGUGGUGAGAGGUCCGAGCGGAAGAUGCAUAGAAUUGUGGGAGGUUCUUUCACAGCCAUAGAUUCGCACCCGUGGGUGGCUGCUAUCUAUCACAAGGGCAGGUUCCUCUGUGGCGGGUCCCUCAUCGCGCCUUGCUGGGUUGUCACAGCUGCACACUGCUUCAUUCAAACCGAGGAGAUCAAAACUGAGAAUCUGUUUGUAUACCUGGGGAAGACUGCCAUCAAUGAAACAGAUGCCGACAAGGAGCAGAGCUUCUUUGUGAAAAAACUGAUCAACCACCAAGAAUAUAACAAGUCCAACUACAACAACGACAUAGCGCUGUUGAUGAUCAAAGGCAUAAAUGGAGGAUGUGCAGUGAAGUCGGCGUCAGCACGGACAGUGUGUCUUCCUCCAUCUCACACUCAUCUUCCUGCGGGAUUUCAAUGCAGCGUCGCAGGAUUUGGGAAGGAGAAAUACGGGGCGUGGCGCUACUCACAGUUUCUUAAACAGGGCGAGGUGAAGCUGCUCUCCCGGACUGACUGUAAAAGAGAACCGCACUACAAAGAGCUCUUCACCAACAAUAUGAUUUGUGCUGCGAGCCCUGACUGGAGCACCGAUGCCUGCGAGGGUGACUCUGGUGGUCCGCUGGUGUGUGAAGUGUCAGGCCGGAUGUUUCUGUUCGGGGUGGUGAGCUGGGGUGAAAACUGUGCCGAGAAAAACAAACCAGGUGUUUACACGCAAGUCACCAACUAUAACAACUGGAUCGCAGAGAAAACAGGGCUCCAAAAAUAUACUAAAGGAAAAAUGUAUCCCACAAAAUGAAGCUGUAGCAGAAAGUUACCAAUUGAGCAUUGCAUGUUUCUUAAAGGAAAAUUUGGCAGCGUUUUUUUUUUUUAGGACUGUGUGUUUAUGCAAGCAUGUGCAGAUGUAGGCAAGUUUGGUAGCUGAAAGGCAUCGCUAAUAAUGUGCAUUGAAAAAAAUUUGGAGAGUGAAAUUUUACUGUCACAGUUCUGAGUGAAUGUUUUCUUUAAAAAUUAUUAUAUUUUUUAUUAAUAUCAUUAUUAUUUUAUUAUAUAUAAUAUGUUUUCAUCAUGUAUGUAUAAACCUUUCAUACUAAGAGUGUGGAUUUUUUAAAACAAGCUGUUAGAAAGUUUAUUUAUCUUAUUUAAUUUUACAAGCAAUUCCUCUCGUAGAAGGCUGGGCCUGCUGUUGAGUACUUUUUUUGAAUAAUAAAUAAAGUAUUUGUGUUACAUA
Molecule: messenger RNA, 1900 nt
Organism: Seriola aureovittata
Lineage: Eukaryota; Metazoa; Chordata; Actinopteri; Carangiformes; Carangidae
Gene: plaua
Product: plasminogen activator, urokinase a
Exons: 12
Coding region: 299-1468 (389 amino acids)
Biological process (GO): plasminogen activation; regulation of cell adhesion mediated by integrin
Molecular function (GO): serine-type endopeptidase activity
Source: RefSeq, a predicted model, not a curated record